AUGCCCAUUGAACCUUAUGAAACUGAUCUACAUACUCGAGUGCCUAUUUCUGUGGAGCCUAUUGGUGAUCCUAGGACUCAAGAGCAAGGGAAUAUUCAUGUUAGGACUCAAGAGCCUAUUGUUCAUUCUAGAACUCAAGAUCCUAUUAUUGAUGAUGAUCUUAUUCUUGACGAUGAUGUUCUUCUUUCCUCGUUAGCUUCAAAAAAGAGAAAAGAUGGUGAAACCUCAAGUAAGAGGAAAGUCAAAAGCAAGUCCAUAAGAGCGAUGCUUAUGGAUGAAGAUGAUGAGAUAGAUAAAGAUCCUUCAACAUUUGAUAGUGGGAAAUAUCCUUUUCAUAUUGAUGCAGUUGAUCAAUAUGAUAGUGAUGCUAGUUUGAAUGAUAUUAGUGUUGAGGAGUGGGAUGAGUGA
This is a messenger RNA of Prunus armeniaca (apricot), 408 nucleotides long. NCBI's taxonomy places the organism in Eukaryota, Viridiplantae, Streptophyta, Magnoliopsida, Rosales, Rosaceae. The record is from the annotation of a GenBank genome assembly.